CUACAGGAAAUAAGGGUUUUAAUAGCAAUGUAAUAUAGCGGAAAAGAAGUUUGUGCUAUUGUAUGUUUGUGGCUAGAAAUAUAAUAGCGUUUCUUUAAGUAAAAAGCUAUUAUAUCUGGAGCGGCAAAAUGAAAUUUGCAAGCGCGCAUGUUUUUGGGAUUUUGAUCUUUAGAUUAUAGCACUGAGAAAGAAUAAUCGUUAUGGUAUCCUCGACCGCUUAUUUUUUUAUUAAAACCCGCGAAUGAUAAAUUUUGUGGGAAAUAUAUCUUUGACCAAAGCAAAGAAUAUUUAGUACUUUUUCAUUAAAACAAAAGAAUAUCGUCUCUGCAUUUUCUCUCCCAAAGUGUUCUUCGUGAGACCCCUUCGGAAUCAUCGAUCUCUGUCUUCUUUGUCUUCAUCGAUCUCUGUCUUCUUUGUCUUCUUCGAUCUCAGGUUUGUCUUCUUUGAUCUCUGUCUUCUUUAACUUGCAUGCAUCAUGAUAAUAAUCGAUUGCUUAUUAUCUCAAUAGAUAUGUAUCGAUCGUCUUCCAUUUUUACAAUCUACAAUCAUGAAAAUUAAUCGAUUGCUUAUUAUCUCAAUAGAUCUCAAAAAUGAUUUUUUUAGGAACAAAUUAACAUGGGGCCGAAGACACGAGGAGGAAUGGUUAGAAGAAGCAGACGUUCCCAAGGUCUGGAAGCAGAAACAGAGUUCAUUGAGAUAACCAGAAAGAGUACGAAAAUGCGUAAGUUAAAUAAGGGAAAAGAAGUUGCUAUUGAAGAAGAAAACAUUGAGAUAAGGCAAGAAAGUGCUGACGAAGUCCCGACAAAGGUUUCUGAAGAUGUUAAUGAGGCGGAUGGUGAUGGUGAUGGUGAUGAUCCACAUGUGGAAAUUGAAGUUGAGAAUGUCAUUGCUGAAGAACAGUCUCAGUCUGAGAAUGGAGUUACUGAAGAACCUUCUCAGCCGAGAGAAGCUGACAUGGAAGCUGAAAAUGGAGUUACUCAAGAACCUUCUCAGCCGAGAGAAGCUGACAUGGAACCUGAGAAUGGAUUUACUCAAGAACCUUCUCAGUCGAGAGAAGCUGACAUGGAACCUGAGAAUGGAGUUACUCAAGAACCUUCUCAGCCGAGAGAAGCUGACAUUGAAACUGAGAAUGGCAUUUCAGGAGCAGAAGCAUCGCCAUCUGAUGGAAAACAAAAGAAGAAAAGAGGACCCACAAAGAUGCGUAAAGUGGCCAAGGAUCAUCAAGAGAAGGUUUCUGUGUCAUUCACUGAGCUUGGCGAACAUGUAGGUCCUGGAUCAGUGACACUUUCAUCGUUCCUUGGACCCCUUGUACGCGAACAUGUGACUGUACUUCUUGAUGAUUGGAGGAAUCUUGAUAAGCAGACAAAGGACACAUUAUGGGAGGAAAUUCAGGCGAGGUUUGAUUUGAAAGAAGAGUGGCAAAAAGAUUCAGUCUUCAAACAGAUGGGCUGUUUGUGGAGAUCUGGAAAGUCAAGGCUUGUAUCACAACUGCGAAAUGCAAAAAGCUCCACAGAGAGAGCAGCACUGAAACCAAGCAACAUUCGAUCUGUUCAGGUUUGGAGCGCUUGGGUUAAGAGUAGGACUUCGUCUGUGUUCAAGGCAAAGAGUGAAAAGUACAGAGCACUAAGGAGAGCUCAGAUUCCUCACACCACUAGUCGUAGAGGAAUGAAUCGUCUAGCUUGUGAAAUGAAAAAAAAGAGUGAAGACCCUAAGAAGAUUAGCCGGAGCAAGGUCUGGAUAGCAGGACACACUCACUCUGAUGGUAGACCUGUUAGACCUGAGUUUGCUGAAACCAUUGUAAGGUUUCAUUGUCUGAUUAAUUAAGUUACUCUUUUUGGU
This is a messenger RNA of Brassica napus (rape), 1839 nucleotides long. RefSeq lists its product as uncharacterized. The record is from RefSeq and is a predicted model, not a curated record. Lineage: Eukaryota; Viridiplantae; Streptophyta; Magnoliopsida; Brassicales; Brassicaceae. The transcript has 4 exons. Bases 616 to 1824 code for a protein of 402 amino acids.